Molecule: messenger RNA, 852 nt
Organism: Tachyglossus aculeatus (Australian echidna)
Lineage: Eukaryota; Metazoa; Chordata; Mammalia; Monotremata; Tachyglossidae
Gene: IGFBP2
Product: insulin like growth factor binding protein 2
Exons: 4
Coding region: 11-748 (245 amino acids)
Biological process (GO): regulation of insulin-like growth factor receptor signaling pathway
Cellular component (GO): extracellular region
Molecular function (GO): insulin-like growth factor I binding; insulin-like growth factor II binding
Source: RefSeq, a predicted model, not a curated record
UUUAUCAAGAAUGGAAUUUAUAAGGUGCCUACUGAAAACUAAGCACUCCUAUAAGUGCUUAGAGUCCGGCGACGAGCACCCGGCGGAGGGCAGCCCGGCGGAGAACCACGUGGACGGGGCCGGGGGCGUCGCGGGCGGCGGAGCGGGCAGCGGCCGGAAGCCCCUCAAGUCCGGCAUGAAGGAGCUGGCCGUCCUCCGAGAGAAGGUCACGGAGCAGCACCGUCAGCUGGGCAAGGUCACCAAGCACCACCACCAGGGCCUGGACGACAAGAAGCUGAUCCGGCCCCGGACGCCGUGCCAGCAGGAGCUGGACCAGGUGCUGGAGAGGAUCUCGACGCUGCGGCUUCCGGAGGACGAGCGCGGGCCGCUGGAGCACCUCUACUCCCUGCACAUCCCCAACUGCGACCGCCAGGGCCUCUACAACCUCAAACAGUGCAAGAUGUCCGUCAACGGCCAGCGGGGCGAGUGCUGGUGUGUGAACCCCAACACGGGCAAGCUGAUUCAGGGGGCCCCCACGGUGCGCGGGGACCCCCAGUGCCACCUCUUCCACCCGGAGCCCGAGGGCUGGGGGGGGGCUCCCGCAGCGGGGGCCCUAGCCUGGACCCCAUCCGUCGUCCGCAGGCAUCUGCCGCCCACCCCCAACCACCACCUCCUCCUCCUCCUCUUGCUCUUCUUCUCCUCCUCCUCCUCCUCCCCCUCUGGGCUGGGGAGGGCCCACGGGCAGGGCCGGAUUUUCCAAGAGUUUUAACCUGCAUAUUUAUAUUGGGAGAGAGACCCGCCCUGACAUCCCUCUCCCCCUCCCCUGCCUGGUCACCUGGCACCCUCUCCCCCUCCUCCCUUGGCAGGGCCGGG